AUGGGCAACGAACCAUCAGCUCCAAAUGAUAAGAUUGAUUUCUUAAGACCAGUUCAAAAGAAAGCACCCGAGCCUACCCAACUCAACAAAGUCUAGUAGAAUGAAUGGAGAAUUGGAUUGCAACAUCCUCAUCUCUUGUAAACUUUGGGUGGCCAACCUGAGGGAGAUUAGUAUCGAUACUUUUUCGAAUUCUGUUAAAUCACUUUAGCAUCUCUGUUGUAGGAACGAUAUGGAACUAAAAAGUACUUUCCUGAAGAAGACUUAUAGGCAUUGCUUUUGGGCAUAAGCAGUGCUUUGAGUUUCUUGUAAGAAAAGGGACUGUCACAUGGAGACAUUUGCACAACUGAAAUAUUCUUUGAUUCAAACAGUUCGAGUUUCAAAGUUUUGGAUUCAAAUUUAAUUAAUGGAAGAGGAGCUUCCAUUCAGUAAUUAUUAUCAGGAAAAUUGAAAUAUCUCGCACCUGAAAUAUUACAAAACCCAACACAACCAUUCUCUGAGUUGUAAUUGAGUAAAAGUGAUGUUUGGUGUUUGGGCAUGGUCAUGUUGGAAGCAAGUACUCUCAAACAAAAUGACAAUCUCUAUCAAAAUGGCUUAUAAUUUAGAUUGAUCUCAGAUAGAAUUAACGAAGUAGCUUAAAUUUACAAUUUGCAAUAUGCUGAGAAUAUUGCAUUGAUGCUCAAUUUCAACCCAAAUGAAAGGUUAGAUCCAGUUAAUCUAUUUAAUUAUCUACUUGAAUAAUAGAGAAACGCAAAUGAAUAAGAUCAGCAGGUUGUUUAACAAUAGUAAUAUUAACAAUUACUUUAGUAAUAAUAAUUGUAUUAACAAUAAUUAUGCUAACAACAACAACAAUAAUAGUAAUAAUAAUAAUAAUAGUUAUUAUAUUAAUAAUCCUAGUAGUAGUAGUAGUAACUUACUUAUCAAUAGGCUUAGUAAUCCCAAUUGUAACAAUAACCAAUAUAAUAUUUACCUUAACAGGUGGAACAAUAAAAUUAUCAAUAAUAAUUAGUUUAACAACAUUAAUUACAACAAACCCAAGUUCCUCCCUAAUACCUUCAACAAUAACAACAGUAGACAAACCAACAACAAUAAUACAAUACUCAAUAAGCACAAUACGCAUAAUAAUAAUAGCAAUAUGCUUAGACUCAAUAACCAAGACAAAACCACCAUCAAUCAAGACCAUCCUAAGAUUUCAUGAUGACUCAACCUGAUAUGAAUCAAACUAUGCAAGGAGGAGUUUCUAGAGAAAGAGUUCCCACAAAAAUUAUCAAGAAGCUAGUCUAUCCUGAUGGAAGAGUUGAAUAUCAAGAGAAAUCUCAUUCAGCUUCAAGGAUGGUUUAAUAACCCUAACAGUAGAAACAAUAACAAGUGAUUCCCUAACAAUAAUAAGCAUAAGCUAUGCCACAACAAUAAUAAAUAAUGGCAUAACAAUAAUAGAUGAUGUCUCAAUAAUAAAUGAUGUAAUAAUAGUAUGCCUAGCAACCCUAAUAUAACCCAUAGUUUUAAUAAUAAUAAUACUAGUAAUAGCCAUAGCCUCAAUAUUAAUAGAGGUAAAAUGUUCUUGGUAAUAUUGAAAACUAAAUGUAAGUUGUUACUAAUGAACAUAACAUUACUAGAUUGAAAUAAGAAAUAGAACACUCUAAAACAUUAAUUUAAUAAUAUAACUAAUAAAAACCAUAAGUUCAAGCUGAAUCGAUAGAGGAGAGAAUAAGAAAAGUUAUUGCACAAUCAUAAGCUUUAAGAGAAAACUUUGCAUGA
Molecule: messenger RNA, 1755 nt
Organism: Paramecium tetraurelia
Lineage: Eukaryota; Ciliophora; Oligohymenophorea; Peniculida; Parameciidae
Exons: 3
Biological process (GO): protein phosphorylation
Molecular function (GO): ATP binding; protein kinase activity
Source: RefSeq, a predicted model, not a curated record